GGAUGGACAAGGUGGGGCAGAGGAUCUGAGAUUCACAGGGUGGGUGGCCGCUGCCUGGGAGCUUGGGCCACUCUCAAGGGGAGGAAAACUUGCACCCCUAAAUUGACAUCUCCAGCUGGAGCAGUUUCACGCAAGCAGCAAGCAGUUUCCAGUAUUGCCAUUGCCAAUUGCCCAACGUUGGUUUGCCCAAAAUGACAACCGAACCAUCGAUUAAAGAAUCCUCUCGCCCAAGUCAAGCCCAAAUCGAUGAAUUGCGCCGGAACUCGCGCCUCGCGAUCCCGGCUCCUCUGCGGAUUCCCCUAGCCUCGACCCUGUCAUUCGUGAUCGGGCUGGGCCUAGGGACGACCCAGGGCAGCAAGAUGACUGGUCUUCGAUUCCGCGCCGAGCACGCCCACAAGCUUCCCACCACGACAACUGGCUGGUUCCUCUACCACAAGAGCAAGAACUACCAUGUGGCAUUUGGCGGCCUGCGAGAAGGUCUGCGGAUGGGAACCAAGAUCUGCUUCUGGACUACAACAAUGUUCAGUAUCGAGCACAUGUUCGAUACUUACCGGGGCCAAACGGAUCUCGUCAAUACCGUCCUCGCCUGCGUCUCUGUAGCCGGCGGCUUCAGCCUAUGGACAUCCGCGGAGCUGCCGCCAUCAGAUAUGAAACGGCCAGGCCCAUUGGCCAUGCUGCCUCUGACCACCAUCAUCCGCUCACUUGUUACCACAACAAUCUCAUCCUCGCCGCUAUUACUACCUCCCUCACUGGCCAUAAUGACAGUAUUGGCCCACACCACAAAUCCAUUCCUCAAUCCGGACCGAAACCCCGCGCUCAAGUUCAUCCUCAAGAAAACCUUCUACGCCCAGUUCUGUGCUGGCGAGCAGGCCGCCGAGGUCCACCACACCAUUGACUCGCUCAAGAAUAUUGGCUUUAGCGGCGUCAUCCUCGGUUAUGCGAAGGAAGUCGUCCUCUCCGAGGACCAAACCAAGAACCUGGCAUCGUGCGGUCAAGGAGCUGCCGCGGAAGAGUGUAUCCGGGCCGAGAUAAGCUCUUGGGCCAGGGGCACUAUGGAGACAGUUCUUCUGGUUGCCCCAGGGGACUUUGUUGCUCUGAAAUUCACUGGUGCCGGCCGCCAGGCACUCUUCGACCUCGCUCAUCGCCAUCCGCCCACGGAAGCACUCGCCGAUGCCAUAGACAGCGUCUGCCGCCUCGCCGCUGCUCGAGGUGUCCGUCUCCUGUUCGACGCGGAACAGCAGGCCGUCCAGGCCGGCAUCGAUGACUGGACGCUCGAAUACAUGCGCAAGUACAACACGGGCGGCAAGGCUGUCGUCUACGGCACCUACCAGGCCUAUCUCAAGGCGACUCCCACCACGCUGGCACACCAUCUCGCCGCCGCGCUCGAAGAGGGCUUCGCACUUGGCGUGAAGCUCGUCCGCGGCGCCUACCUUGGAUCGGACCCACGACACGUCAUCCACGACACCAAGGCCGACACGGAUGCCGCCUACGACGGUAUCACCGAGGCGCUGCUGAGGCGACGAUGGGUGUGGCCAUUCGCGGAGCCCACCAACAACGCCGGUGCCGUGGUCCUGUUCCCGGACGUCAGCCUGGUCCUGGCGUCGCACAAUCGUACGUCGGUCCGCAAGGCGUGCGACAUCCUCCGCGGCGGCCGCUGCGAGCCCGGCACCGAGGUCUCGUUUGCGCAGCUGCAGGGCAUGGCGGACGAGGUAAGCUGCGAGCUGGUUUCCGGGUCCAAGGCGCCUGCCGACGUCGCUGCCGGCGACGGUGCCGAGGCUGCUCUCAGGCGGGACCAGGACCUCAAGGCCUACAAGUAUCUCGUGUGGGGAUCGACCGGGGAGUGCAUGAAGUAUCUACUGCGCCGGGCGCAUGAGAACCGCGAGGCUGUGCAGAGGACCAGGAGCGGGAGAGAUGCGAUGCGUGUGGAGCUUUGGAGACGCGUGAAGAGCGUUUUCGGUAUAGGCGCCUGA
This is a messenger RNA of Phialemonium atrogriseum, 1970 nucleotides long. RefSeq names its product FAD-linked oxidoreductase-like protein. The record is from RefSeq and is a predicted model, not a curated record. Gene Ontology annotation, molecular function: proline dehydrogenase activity; FAD binding. NCBI's taxonomy places the organism in Eukaryota, Fungi, Ascomycota, Sordariomycetes, Cephalothecales, Cephalothecaceae. The transcript has 2 exons. Gene Ontology annotation, cellular component: mitochondrion. The coding region runs from base 192 to 1970 and encodes 592 amino acids.